AAUGCGAACUUGUUCGUCUUUAGGGUUUGCGUUCAUUGAAAGCAUGUUUGUUACCGACCAUUGGUAUCGAUGUUCAACGUAGAUCGAUGUAACUUGGAUUAGAUCCUCUUACUCUGAUUGUUUCGAUUCAUGGUAAAUGGGAGAAGCAGAUCCAAACAUAUAGGACUGUAAUACUUUUGGGGCUUCUUCGAUCAAAUUACCCUUUUUUUGUUUUGCUUAUUGAUGGUUUAACAUCGGUUCAAUAUGGAAUACGAAAACGGAUACCAGCAACAAAUCCCAAAAUCGAAAUAUGAAUGCCUUCUCUUUGAUGUUGAUGAUACCCUUUAUCCUCUGAGCUCUGGAUUGUCACCAGAAUGCACCAAGAAUAUCAUAGAGUAUAUGGUAAAUAAGCUUGAUAUAGAGGCAAGCAAAGUUCCAGAAAUGUGUGCUCAACUCUACAAGGAUUAUGGGACAACAAUGGCUGGUCUUCGGGCUCUUGGCUAUAAUUUUGACCAUGACGACUACCACAGUUUUGUCCAUGGAAGAUUACCCUAUGAGUAUUUGAAACCCGACCCAAUUCUCAGAAGUCUUUUACAUAGCUUGCCCAUAAGAAAAGUGAUUUUCUCGAAUGCGAACGAGGCCCACGUGGCUGAAGUUCUUCACCGACUUGGAUUGGAGGACUGCUUUGAUGAUGUGAUCUGUUUUGAGUCUCUGAAUCCCCCAAACCAGAAAAACAGUGCUGAUGAUACUUCUAAUUGUUGUGUUACCGAAACCGGUGAUUUACUACCAACGAGUCCUAUUAUCUGUAAACCCUUUGAAAAUUCUUUCCAACAGGCUUUCAAGAUGGCAAACAUCAACCCACACAAGACAAUAUUCUUUGAUGACAGCAUACGCAAUAUACAGACUGCAAAAGUCACGGGCCUCGACACUGUGUUGGUUGGGUCAUCGGAGCGUAAAAAAGGUGUGGAUUACGCUUUAGAGAGCAUCCAUAACAUCAGGGAAGCGCUGCCGGAGCUAUGGGAAUCGGUGAUGAAGUCGAAGGAUGUUUGCGAUUCGCAGAAGAUUGCAAUCGAGACUAGUGUGAAAGCUUAGACAUGAUGCAUGGAAGCGUUAUUCUUCUAACCUUUUAUGGCUCUAAUAUUGAUGAUGAUGCCAAUUUCAACAAUCAACUAUGUUGUUACCAUCUUUGUACUAUUGCGUGAUUUAAAAUGUUGAAUGUGUAAAUUAUGAACUUCAAAAUCGUUAAGAAUUGUGUUGUUACAAGUUUAAUUUAUAGUGAAUUACAAAUAUCGUCCUGCGGUUUCACUAA
Molecule: messenger RNA, 1288 nt
Organism: Cynara cardunculus var. scolymus (artichoke)
Lineage: Eukaryota; Viridiplantae; Streptophyta; Magnoliopsida; Asterales; Asteraceae
Exons: 9
Coding region: 244-1071 (275 amino acids)
Source: RefSeq, a predicted model, not a curated record